Brassica rapa (field mustard) is the source of this 981-nucleotide messenger RNA. RefSeq lists its product as uncharacterized. The record is from RefSeq and is a predicted model, not a curated record. Lineage: Eukaryota; Viridiplantae; Streptophyta; Magnoliopsida; Brassicales; Brassicaceae.
AUGCUGGAAGACUUAACAGUCAGACUCCCUCUCAUGAGUGCAAUCCAGAUGAUGCCAUCCAUGAGUAGCUUUGUGAAAGGACUAAUUUCUGGAAAGAUAACCGAUGACAGUGAGUUCAUGGUAGUCUCUAAAGAGUGCAGCGCUGUUCUCCAGAACAAAAGGAUCAAGAAGCUAGGUGAUCCUGGAAAAUUUGUCCUAUCCAUCCAAAUAGGGAGAACAGUCUUCUCGUGUUCGCUAGUCGAUCUGGGAUCAAGCAUCAACCUCAUGCCGUACUCUGUGGCUAAGCGCCUAGGAUUCACAGAUUUCAAACCUACCAGGAUGUCCCUAGUGUUUGCUGAUCGAUCAGUGAAAUCUCCAGUCGGAAUUAUCGAGGAUAUCCAGGUUCUGGUUGGGAACACACUUGUCCCUGCCGAUUUCGUUGUUCUGGAACUUGAGGAAGAAUCAAAGGAUCCUCUGAUCCUAGGCAGACCAUUCCUAUGCACUGUCGGAGCUAUCAUAGAUGUGCGACAAGGAAAAAUCGAUCUCCACCUAGGAGACAUUGUGAUGAGGUUCGAGAUGAAUCAGAUGCUCAAGAAACCUAUGCUAGAUGGACAAACCUUCACUGUCCAAGAGGAGGGUGAUCCGCUGGAACCGAGUGAUCAGAUGAUUGAGGAGAUCCUAAUAGAUGAUCCGCUGGAACUAGCUCUGACUAGAGCUGAAGCAGAACAGAAUGUCCAGAACAUCGACGCUGAUGGGUACGCCAAGAUGUUGGAUUCCGCCAGAACCAUGGAAAGAUUAGUGGCAUAUCUUAGUCUGGGGGAGAAACUUGCCUCAGACUCAUCGAGCUCGCCUGUUCCACCAAGUAGGAACAAUGACCCGUGGAGUGAAUCCAAAGCUCCAAAAGUCGAGCUCAAAACACUCCCUAAGGGGCUCAGGUACGCAUUUCUUGGACAAAAUUCUACAUACCCAGUAAUCGUAAAUGCUGAUCCUGAACAAUGCUGA